This is a messenger RNA of Geodia barretti, 3678 nucleotides long. The record is from the annotation of a GenBank genome assembly. Lineage: Eukaryota; Metazoa; Porifera; Demospongiae; Tetractinellida; Geodiidae.
AUGCUCGACGGCAUCAGCCGCAUUCCCGAGCUGGUCGAACGAACCGGCGAACUGGGAAUGGACUCCCUGGCCAUAACGGACCACGGGACAUUCUACGGAGUCGUCGACUUCUACUCCGCCUGCCUCGACGCGGGAAUCAAGCCAAUCAUAGGCUGCGAGGUCUAUGUCGCGCACAACAGCAGGCACGAAAAGAACCCGUCUGAGCGCAGCCCGGCGCACUUGGUGCUGCUGGCUAGGGACAACACCGGCUACCGCAACCUGAUGCAGCUAGUGACCAAGGCUCACGUCGAGGGGUUCUACAACCGACCCCGCAUAGACAAGGGGCUGCUGGAGGAGUUCGGAUCCGGACUAGUCUGCCUGUCGGGCUGUCCUUCGGCCGAGGUGCCGCGGUUGCUGGCGGACGGCAACUACGACGGGGCGGUCAAGGCAGCGGGAUGGUACCGGGAGCUUUUUGGCGACGGGUACUUCCUUGAAAUACAGCAGCACGAGAAAGUCGAUAACCUGGACCGGAUCAAUGAGGGACUGUUGCGGCUGGCGCAGGACACCAAGCUGCCGCUGGUGGCAACCAACGACGCCCACUACGUUCACCAGCGCCAGUCAAACCUGCAGGACGUCUACAUCUGCAUCCAGACGAACACCAAUGUUCACGACGAAAAACGUCUGCGGAUGGAGGACGACUCCUAUUACAUCAAGAGUCCGCAGGAGAUGGAGUCACUUUUUGCUGGCCUGCCUGCGAACGUAACCAGCGAGGCGAUGGCCAACACCGGCGUGAUCGCCGAUAUGUGCGACGUAUCGCUGGAGUUCGGGCAGACGCAUCUGCCGCGCUACGAGACGCCGGGCGGCAUGGACGCCGACGAGUACUUGGCGCAGGUGUGCGAGGAGGGCUUCCGUCGCCGCUAUCCCAACGCCUCUCCGGAGGCCGUGGAGCGGCUGAAGUACGAGCUGGAGGUCAUUCGCUACACCCAGUUCGCCAACUACUUCCUUGUUGUCUGGGACAUCAUCAGGUUCGUGCGGCAGCGGGAGAUUCUCUUCGGCGUGCGGGGCAGCGCGGCAGCCAGCGUCGUGCUCUACUGCCUUGGCAUCACGGACGUCGACCCGCUGGAGUACCGGCUCGUCUUCGAGCGCUUCCUGAACAUGGAACGCAAGGAAAUGCCGGACAUCGACAUGGACUUCCAGGACGACCGGCGCGACGAGGUGCUGCACUACGUCAUCAACAAGUACGGAAAUGACCGGGUGGCGCAGAUCAUCACCUUCGGAACGCUGGGCGCGAAGGCUGCCCUGCGGGACGUGGGGCGGGCACUGGGAAUGAGCUACGGCGACGUGGACCGCAUCGCCCGCAUGGUGCCUUUCAAGGCCCGCAACCUGGAGGACGCCAUGCGCGUCAGCCCGGAGUUGCAGAGCUCGUACGACACCAACGAGGCGGUCAAGAACCUGGUGGACCAGGCGCAGGGACUGGAGGGCAUCGUCCACCACGUCAGUACCCACGCCGCCGGCGUGCUGAUUGCCGACGAGCCGCUGACCGAGACGGUGCCGCUGCAGCGCCCGUCGAGGGGGGACGAGUCCAGCCCGGUGCUGAUGACCCAGUUCAGCAUGGACCCGGUAGCGCACCUGGGCCUGCUGAAGAUGGACUUCCUGGGCCUGACCAGCCUCACGAUCCUGGACCAGGCGGUAAAGCUGGUGCGGGAGAGCCGGAACGUCGAGAUCGACCUGCAAGCCCUGCCGCUGGACGACGCUAAGACCUACGAGUUGCUGUCUUCGGGGAACACGACCGACGUGUUCCAGCUGGAAAGCGCCGGAAUGCAGCGCUACAUCGAGAAGCUGAAGCCGUCCAAUCUCAUGGACAUCGCCGCGAUGAUUGCGUUGUACCGGCCGGGGCCGAUGGAGAACAUCGACCGGUUCAUAGAUGCCAAAUAUGGCCGGGCAGCGGUGACGUACCCACACCCCAGCCUAAAGGACCUGCUGGACGAGACCUACGGGAUCAUCGUCUACCAGGACCAGGUGCUGCUGAUACUGCAGCAGUUCGCCGGCUAUACGCUGGGCGGCGCCGACAUCGUGCGGAAAGCGAUGGGCAAGAAAAUCGCGGCGCUGAUGGCCCAGGAACGGGACAACUUCGUGGCCGGAGCUACGGGCAAGGGAUUCGACGAGGGGCUGGCGGUGGAGAUCUUCGACCUGAUCGAGCCCUUCGCCGGUUACGCCUUCAACAAGGCGCACAGCGUCAGCUACGCCCUGAUCUCCUACUGGACGGGCUACUUCAAGGCCCACUACCCGGUGGAGUACAUGGCAGCGGUGCUGAACGCCCGGUUGGACAACACCGACAAGACCAUCAGCUCGAUCAACGAGUGCUUCCGGCUGGGCAUCCAGGUAUGGCUGCCGGACGUCAACCGGUCGGGCGAGUUCUUCACCAUCGACCACGACGAGGAGGGCAAGCCGGGGCUGCGCAUAGGCUUGGCCGCCGUCAAGACGGUGGGCGAGGGCGCCGUAAAGCCGGUGGUUGAGGAGAGGAAGGAAAACGGACCGUACCGUUCGGUCGACGAUUUCUGCCGCCGGGCUGGCGCGGCAAACCUGAACCGCCGCACGCUGGAGAGCAUGGUCAAAGCCGGAGCGUUCGACAGCAUCGCGCCGCGGGGCGCAGUUUUGUCAGCACUGGACCGCAUCGUGGCCACGGCGCAGCGUGAAGCGCAGAUGCGCAGCAGUGGACAGAGCAGCCUGUUCGGCGGGGGCCCGGGUGGGACAAGCGCGGGGACGGGCGGACCGGUCCCGGAGGAACCUGGGAUCAUCCUGGGCACGAGCGACGCUUCUCCAGAGGAAAAGGCCUCCUGGGAGCGGGAGCUGCUGGGUGUGGCCCUGUCGCACAACCCCCUUAUGGCGCUCACGGCGGCCAACACCGGCGGUUCGGUCGUCUCGCUGGACCAGCUCAGCGAGGAGAUGCAGGGACAGCAGGAGAGCGUUGUCGGAAUCGUGAACACGGUUACCGAGCGAGCGCGCCGGGAUGGGCAGCGUUUCAUCAUCGUCGGCCUGGAACUGCUUGGCGGCGUGGUCGAGGUGACCGUCUGGCCGGAGGCGCUGCAGCGUACCGAGGAGAUCUGGCAGACCGGGCGCACUGUCCGCGUUCAGGGCAAGGUGCGCCUGCGCGGCGAGCAGUUGGAGCUCUCGUGUGACGAGGCCGAGGUGUUCGUACAGGACCGCCCGUCGACACUGCCGACCAAUGGCAGCGGAGGUAACGGAACGACGAAACCCAACGGCAACGGACAGUACAGAAACGGGAACGGCCAAAACCGGAACGGCUCUGGAAACGGGAACGGGAACGGCCAGUACAAAAACGGAAAUGGCAACGCAGGCUCUCACUCGGGUCAAGCAAGCGGCAACGGCCACAGCCCCGCCGCCGAACCUGCAGGCAGCGAGCCAUUCGCCUCCAGCAACCGGUUGGUUCAGCUGGCGGUUACCGAGUCGGACAACCCGCAGCAUGACGCGAUGCUCCUGCGGGAGGUCAUCGGCGUGAUCCUGGAAUAUCCGGGCCGCGACAAGGUCAACCUGGACAUCAGGACCGCGGGCAAACGGGUGCUGAUGCAGCUGCCGGUGGUGAGCACGGGCUACUGCGACCUGCUGCGGGAGCGGCUGGAGGACCUGCUUGGUCCCGAUACGGUGGCCGUUACGCAUGAGAUGCCGCUGGGCGUUUGA